Babesia ovata is the source of this 1287-nucleotide messenger RNA. RefSeq lists its product as uncharacterized. Lineage: Eukaryota; Apicomplexa; Aconoidasida; Piroplasmida; Babesiidae. The transcript has a single exon. Bases 1 to 1287 code for a protein of 428 amino acids. The record is from RefSeq and is a predicted model, not a curated record.
AUGGGUGACAUAGUUCUAAUGAAGCUUGAAUCGGAGAAUGGCGUCCAGCGGAAGUCUACGCCGAUGUCGCUGGAGCCCCUCGACCCACACAUGUGGCAGACGCAGUCUACGGUUAAGGAAACGUUAUGGCAAAGGAUAUGCUCGAUCCACCUGAACACGUUGGCAACGCAGGGCGAGAAGGUUGUGGGUCAGCUUUAUGGCAUUUCCUGCAGCGCCGCCCGACACGACCUCCUCAAGGUAAAGCUUCCAGAGCACCUGCCGAUCGGCAAAUACCGUUUAGCCAAACGUGCUAAGGCGCUCUACGCCGAUCUAUUUAUGCUGAAGAGUCGCAUAGCUUCUGAAGUGCGGCGAGCAUCCGAGCUAGGGAUUCCGUUCAACAAGGACAUUUACAAGGACGAUCGCUUUGCACAGCGUGUCAUUGAGCUGGAGGUAGCCAACGUCAUCACAAAAGAAGGCACUGCCGACUUCAGUGCGAAAUCUGCGAAGAUUGCUAAACUUAUCGAGGAAGAGAUGAGUGCACGCCUCAAUGUUUCUAUGGAUGCCAUACAAGAGGCCUGGGACGCCGCCAAGACCCGCGAAAUAUCCGGACCCAAAAUCGUGACAUUCGCCGACAAGGUUAAGCAUUUCAAGCGUAAACGCGGGAUGUACGUUGGUCAUCUGCAGGACUUCGAUGAUUUCGGCGAACCCGAGGACCCCGAAACCGCACCGUUGAAGCCCUGGACGAUGGAAUAUAAGCGAGACAGCAUCCUGCGCAAAUCUUUGCGGAUGGUUGCUGUGGAAGCUCUAGAUGAUCGUGCAGCGCGUUUUGUGUUCAUGGCUUACUUAAACCUCUUCAUUAACACUGUGUGGAACGCGGAGGAUUUGACGAAGGCCCUGGGUAUCUCCGGUCCCGACGUCCUAGACCUCGUUUUCUACGCUGCUAGGGCGCAUUGCCAGGAAUACGAAUGUUGGCGCAUAAAAUUAAAGUUGCCGCCGUACGUGAACGAACUAUCGGUGUGUCCCGAACUGGUCCCAAAGAUCGAGCUGCCGAUGGGCAAGAUGCCACACCACAUCGCAUCCCCCAAGCACAGCAAAAGACCACGUGGCGCUCGUUUCUCCAGGCCCGUUCAACCCGCGAUGAAAAACCGAUACAAGCGUAUGAGUAGCAUAAAGCCCCGUAUUGGUACCAUGAAGGACUCCUUAGCGCAGUACCACAAAAACUUCUCAACGAUGCAAAAGGUGCUGGAGCAGAGUCCGCUGUACUACCUGAGCGAGAUCCCCGACACUGUCAAAUUGGAUCCUGCGUAA